Molecule: messenger RNA, 645 nt
Organism: Sclerotinia borealis F-4128
Lineage: Eukaryota; Fungi; Ascomycota; Leotiomycetes; Helotiales; Sclerotiniaceae
Source: the annotation of a GenBank genome assembly
AUGGGAGCUGGACCAUCCAAAACUUUAGCUAAAGCUUCCAAAGCAGCAUCUUUAUCCGCCUCAAAUACUGCACGCAAAUACCCAACUCGAAGUCCACCUCCUUCAUCUCCUCGCACAAAUGUAGAACCAAAUCGACCAAGUCCCACAGCAAAAUUAGGACCAACUGUUCAUCCUGAAACAAGUACCUCAUCCAUAAGAGAUCAAUCAAUAAACCUUGACGCCUCGGAUCCAGAUAUUGGUCUCAACUCUCGUCUUCGGGAACUCGGUCCCGUUCAACCAUCACCGACCCAAUCCAAUUCCUCCACAUUCAAUCAAACCUCAGCUCAAGAUGCUUCUACACCCGGUGCCAACUUCAUCCCUUCCGCUUCUGCACCUUUGCAAUCGAUAUAUCCAACUGCGACUAAUCCUGCGAUUUCACUCCUCGCUGCGAGAUAUAGAAUAGCAGAAGAGGCAGAGAAAGAUUUCGAGACAAUUGGUAGAAAGGGCUCUGAGGGAAGGAAAUAUUUGGAUGUCGCAACAAUUCGAACGGUGUUGGUCUACAGAGCAGAGGGUAUGCCUGAUGCAGAAAUUGAGAGAAGAUUGGAAAUAAAGAGUGGAAUGGUAAAGAGUUUGGGGGGUAGGGUUGUUAGUGUGACAGGAUUAUAA